AUGUACCCCCAGACUUCUCCUACGGCCUUCUCCCCAACGACUGAAGGCUUCCCAGCCUCAGAGCGGGAUCUCUUUGCCUUUCCAAUCCAGCCAGAAAAUCAAUACAUGACUCCUACAUUCCCCACAACCCCCGGAGCCUCCACAUCGGAUUUCCAAUCUAGCCCCCCAGAUCCACUCGAAGGAGCUUAUGUCUACCAUUCCCCAGAAUUCACCUACCAGAACUACAAUCCGGCACACGAACACAACUACAGGAUGACACGCCCCCAACCAACCCAAGUAAACUACAGCCCACCGUUGCAGCAACGAGGAGCACGUCUAGAGCCCGCUCCUGUUAUAAGAGAAGCACGCCAUUACCGUCGCAGCUCUAGUGCCGUACAUUUCACUGAGGGAAAUUUCGUCCAAUCCGGCUUUCGAUGCGAGUGGAAAGGAUGUAGAUAUCCUGGUGCUUUUGGUCGGAAGUUCGAGUUAAAGCGACAUGUCGACACGCAGCAUAUUUCCCCGAAUUCGUUCGAGUGUCCCGAUUCGAGAUGUAGGAAGUCGUACAAUCGAAAGGAUAACCUGGAAGAGCAUUUGCGGAGGGCACACUGCUACGACAUUUGA
This is a messenger RNA of Penicillium angulare, 600 nucleotides long. RefSeq lists its product as uncharacterized. The record is from RefSeq and is a predicted model, not a curated record. The transcript has a single exon. NCBI's taxonomy places the organism in Eukaryota, Fungi, Ascomycota, Eurotiomycetes, Eurotiales, Aspergillaceae. The coding region runs from base 1 to 600 and encodes 199 amino acids.